Parus major (Great Tit) is the source of this 2614-nucleotide messenger RNA. It is a transcript of the gene EEF1D, whose product is annotated as eukaryotic translation elongation factor 1 delta. NCBI's taxonomy places the organism in Eukaryota, Metazoa, Chordata, Aves, Passeriformes, Paridae. Gene Ontology annotation, cellular component: eukaryotic translation elongation factor 1 complex; cytosol. Gene Ontology annotation, biological process: translational elongation. Bases 372 to 2549 code for a protein of 725 amino acids. Gene Ontology annotation, molecular function: translation elongation factor activity; guanyl-nucleotide exchange factor activity. The transcript is spliced from 8 exons. The record is from RefSeq and is a predicted model, not a curated record.
UUAAUUUGCUGAUAACUUGGACUUUAUCCCAAAAUUAAAUCCCAGUUUUUCAGCAGCUGCCUUUUAGUAAGAAAACCCAACCAGUAGUAAAUGACAACCUCCAAAAAUUCAAAAAUUUGAACCAGUUUUCCCAAAAUUUUGCCUAAUUUGGAAUAAGUAACAAAUAAUUAAUGACUAAUCCUCUAACUUGGAAUAGUAUCCUGUAAUUCCCAAGAAUUUGGACAAAAUCCCGUGGGAUUUUUUUUCCUGCCUGUUGCCUUAAAACUUGGAAUAAUGGGGGGAAUUCUUGGCAGGAAUAUUUUAGGAGGAAGGCUGUUUCGGCCACAUUGAAUUCCUUGGAAUUCAAACAUCUCCCAAAAGGGAAAAAAGAAAUGGAAUAUUUGCACUUUUUCCUGGGAAUGUUAGUGGAUAAAAAACAUCUCCUGCAUGCCCUUGCUUUGCUCUGCUGCCACUACAUUUGUUGUGCUUAUUUCUUCAUGCUGCCCGUUUUUUUCGGGAAGAUGAGGACACGGAAAAACCCCUGCUCCGUGGACAAAGUUUGGCUGGAAAAGCACCGGAACGAUGAAGCCGAGCGGGAAGCGCCGGAGCGGGAAGCGCCAGAGCCCGAGGCCAUCAACGGGAUCUGCCAUGAGGAUUCCAUUGAGGGGGAAUUCAAGGGAGAUCCGAAAAAACCCCGGAAUGGCAAAAAACAGCGGAAACGGAAGCGCUCCCCGAAACCCAAAGCUCAGGAUUCCAAGCUGGAGGCGAUCCUGGUGGGAAUGUCAGCGGAGCAUGUGUGGUUUGACAAGCCCUUGUAUGACCGCGCCGAGAACGCCUACAGGAAAAAAUUAGCGGGUUCCCAGAGUUGGGAAUCGCCUGAGACUGGAAAAACGGCUCAGGAAUCUCCUGCUGUGGCCAGGUCCGACUCCAGCCAAGAUAUUCCCAAGGCAAGGAUUCUCCCGGCAUGUUCCCACGGGAGCCUGGCCGCCUGUCACCACGUUGUCCAAGGGGUUUGGAUCAACAAGUUUGACUUCGAUAAGGCCGAGAGGGCGUUCAUGGAAAAAUCCCAGUUUUUCCUUCCUCCCAACGUCCUGGCCAUCCCAUCGGUGUGGCCGAAUUCCAGGCUGGGAACGCCGGAUGAGGGCUACGGCACGGCCUUGCCCACUCCCGCCACGCCAGGCUUGGCUCCCGGCAUUCCCAACUCUCCCGUGGCCUCCAUUCCCAGUUUGCCCAGCUCUGACCAGCAGACGGUCAAUGGGAAGCCGCAGAUUUCCAACUGGGAAGUUCUGGCAUCCGAGGUGUGGCUGGAGAAGCCUCUCUACGAUGAUGCUGAGAAGAAUUUUUAUGAGAAGAUGUUGGACGGGCACCCCUCGGAUAAAAACCAGCGGCGGCAACGCGGCUGCCCGGAAGCAUCCAAGAACCACAACCUUGGGAAGCAAACUGGGAUGGCCACCACCAACCCUCAGCUUCCUGAUAUUCCCAAGGAAAACCCCACCUGCUUUUUCCUGCACAAGGACAGCGAAUCCGUGUGGCUGAAUAAGGUGACCUACGACAGGGCUGAAUCCCGAUAUUUUGCCCUGGAAGCGGACAGAGCAGCGGAGAAAACAGGGAUCCAGGAAUCUGCAGCAGGAAAUCCCUCCCAUCCAGCUGCUCCAAGCACUCCUGCUCCAGAAAUGAAGAAAAUGGCUGUGGAUUACUUCCUGCACGACAAGAUCUGGUUCGAGAAGUACAAAUAUGACGACGCCGAGCGAAGGUUCUACGAGCAGAUGAACGGCCCCAUGGGUGCCCCCUCCCGCCAGCAGGUAAUUCCCAAUCCCAGGAAUUCCAGACAGAAGACGCCUGCUCGGAGCAAGGAAGCUCCUUGUGCCCGUCCCAAGAAACAGUCGGGACGCUCCGCUAGUGCAAGCACAACCUCCUCUGGAGCUGCUGGUGACCAAAAUGAGCUCCUGUCCCGAAUUUCCCACCUGGAAGUGGAAAACCAGAACCUCCGCAGUGUUGUUGCAGACCUCCAGAUGGCCAUUUUCAAGCUGGAAAGCCGCCUGAAUGCUCUGGAGAAAUCCUCAACUUCCCACCAGCCCUCACCUGUUCCUCCAACCCAGAAAGUGGAACCGUUCAGCGUUCCCUCAAAAAAAGUGGAGCUCCCGGCCAAGAAAGCCACGCCGGCUGCUGCUGAGGAUGAUGAGGACGAUGACAUCGACCUUUUUGGGAGUGAUGAUGAGGAGGAAGACCAGGAAGCUGCCAAAGUCCGGGAAGAGCGGCUCCGGCAGUACGCGGAGAAGAAGGCCAAGAAGCCGGGACUCAUCGCCAAGUCUUCCAUCCUGCUGGAUGUGAAGCCGUGGGAUGACGAGACCGACAUGGCCAAGAUGGAGGAGUGCGUCCGCUCCGUCCACAUGGACGGCUUGGUGUGGGGAGCCUCCAAACUGGUCCCAGUCGGAUACGGCAUCAAGAAACUCCAAAUCCAGUGUGUGGUAGAGGACGAGAAAGUCGGGACAGAUAUCCUGGAGGAGGAGAUCACCAAGUUUGAGGACUACGUGCAGAGUGUGGACAUUGCUGCUUUUAACAAGAUUUAGAAGGAAAAACUGUAUCCCCCCUUCCUCCGAACCCGGAAUUAAUAAAGAUGAACAUUGGGAGUGCA